UCGGGCUGCAGUCUAACAACUUGUCCUCCUGCUCAGUUCACUUGAUUUAGUUUGUGGCUUGGAUACAGCGAGCAUCGAAGGACGACAUGGCUUUCCAGCAAAGAGCAGCGCUUCUCUGCCUCUUUCUGUUUCUUCACGCCUGGAAUGUACGGGGCGGAGUGGAGGUGACCACGCACGAGAGCGUCGAGGUCUACUUGGGCGACUCGGCUGAGAUCCAAUGCCGGUUCAACUUCACCGAAGCCAGUGCUAUUCGCAAUUUUUUCGUCCAGUGGUUUGUGAAAGACAAAGACAGCGGUUCACGGUCUCGCAUCUAUUACGGCAAAUACAACACAGUUGACAUCGCGGUGGACGACGACACGGAGUACAGCGGUCGGAUUAAUGUGACUUUGGAUCAGCACAGGACUCAGCUCACCCUUCAGGAAGUGCAGCUCUCUGACGAGCGGGAGUUCAUCUGCCAAGUAAAUGGCGUGUCUGCCGGCGCCGAGGAGAGCAAGACUCACCUCAGAGUGUUUGCUCCCCCAGACGCGCCAGUCAUCAAGAGUGUCCAAUCAGGAAUUUCCAUUACCAAUGAGAUGCCGUCUAAGGUGGCCACGUGUGAGGCACGGAAUGGUUUUCCCAAAGCCAACAUCACAUGGUACAGGAACAACAUGCCUCUGGUGCCUUCAGCAGGACGUGUGAAUGUGUGGACCGGCGACACAGUAGAACCCAACGCCUUGUACUCAGUGCAGAGUACCCUGGAGUACCUGGUGGUAAAAGAGGACCAGAAUGCCAACUUCUCCUGCGAAGUCAGCUUCUUCGUGCCCGGCGCCAUCCGGACUGCGGAGUCCAGCAGCGUUGGCAUCACCGUUUACUACCCGACCACCAUGGUGGAGGUGUGGAGAGAGUCGCCUAAGGGACUGGUCAAAGAGGGGGAUACUGUGGAACUCCGUUGCCAGGGUGACGGCAACCCCCCACCGAGCUUCAUCUUCAGCAAAAUUGAAGAGGACUCGGUGAGCGUGGACUUGGAGAGCCGCAGCAACGUGUUGAUGCUGCAGUCGGUGACGCGCCGAGACGGUGGCGUCUACAGGUGUCGACUCCGGGAUGACGACAUACAGAAAGGAGAUAUGGAGCUCUCAGUGAAGUACCUGGACCCAGCUGUGGUGGUACCCAAAGAAUCAGAGGUCAUGUUGAAAGGCGAAGAUUUGAUCGCGUCAUGCAACGCUCUGUCCAACCUUGCAACAUCCACCGUCUGGUACAAGGAUGGAAGAAUGGUGGGUAGAGGGAACACGCUGCACCUGCAGGACGCGACCUACGAAACGGCGGGAGAGUACUUGUGCGAGGUGACCGUUCCCGAACUGCCCAGCCUGCACACAAGUGGCUCCGUCCACAUCAUCGUCCACGGUGGUCCUCAGCUGGUGGGCGACGAGCAGGAGGUGCAUCUGGAGGAGGCCGUGGGCAGGUCAGUCAACCUGAGCUGCGAGGCACGCGGCCACCCGGCGCCCAGCAUCACGUGGAUCUUCGUCGGUAGCCAGAGCUGGCACGAGGUUUUUAGCAAGUCGAGCGAGCACGUGACCCGCAGCGUGGUGUCGGUGGCCGUCAACUCGGACAUCAGCGCCGUGUGCAACACCUCCAAUGACUUCGGAAUUGACGUCAAAGCCUUCAGCAUCAAAGCCAUUCCCCUGGUCACCUCCAGCGCCCCCUUCUCUCCCGCAGAGGGCAGCGGCGUGAUCAUCGUGGUGAUCAUCCUAAGUCUACUGCUGCUCGCCAUCCUGGGCAGCGUGCUCUACUUCCUGCACAAGAAGGGCAAAAUUCCAUGCGGACGCUCGGGAAAGCAGGCUAUCUCCAAAGAGAAGACGGCCAAAGACGACAUCGUGGUGGAGAUGAAGAACAACGGCAAUGGCAAGAGCGAGGACGCCGUGCUGCUCAAGGCCGUCAACGGAGACAAAAAUGGCACAAGUGAGCAGUAAAAAAAAGAAGAAUCAGCAGUGGAGGAGCUGAGACCAGCAGGGACUCACAAACUUUUUUUCGAGUGAAUGUUGUUUUGUAAAAGUUCAUUCAUUGUUCUUUCUGCCGUUUAAUCGUUACUUUGCCAUCGAAGUGUACAUAUUAUAUAUAUAUAUUUUGUUAUUUAAGAUAUUCUCACAUACGCAUACACACACACACGCCUACACACACACACUACAAACUGCUGUCAAGGCCAUUUCUCCUUUUCCUCAAAUACUGUUUGUACAUAUGCCAACGGACUGUUGCCGAGCAGAAUUCAGAGAGCUCAGCGAUCUACUUCGCCUGUUUUGGUUUUUGAGAUUUCAAUACACUGAAUAUUUGUACGUAUUUUUAUUGUGUUGUGUUCUAGCAGGUUUGUGCGCAUACGUUUGGAAUUGCUCACAAGUUGCACUCGAGCAGGAGUGGACAAUUACGGUACUUUUGAAGAGAACAUUUCAGUUUGAAGCACGCGCACCAGCGGCUUUUUGUGAAUAUCAUCGAGUAUUUUUUUGGGGGGGGGGGACUUUUUUUGUCACUCUUUUCCACUGACGUGAUGAUGUCGUGCUUGUUGUGUUCCGAAAAAGCUGCACACGAGGGAAUAUUUUGUUUAUAAUUUGUUUGUUUUUUCACUCCCCAAAAACGUGUGUAAAUUAACAGCUGUAAAUGUGAUUUUUUUUUUUUUUUUAUGCUUGCUUUUUUAAAAUGUUUUUUCAAAGAAAAAAGAUGCCAAAUAAAGUC
Molecule: messenger RNA, 2700 nt
Organism: Corythoichthys intestinalis (scribbled pipefish)
Lineage: Eukaryota; Metazoa; Chordata; Actinopteri; Syngnathiformes; Syngnathidae
Gene: mcama
Product: melanoma cell adhesion molecule a
Exons: 16
Coding region: 87-1946 (619 amino acids)
Cellular component (GO): plasma membrane
Molecular function (GO): laminin receptor activity
Source: RefSeq, a predicted model, not a curated record